Molecule: messenger RNA, 1836 nt
Organism: Cuscuta europaea
Lineage: Eukaryota; Viridiplantae; Streptophyta; Magnoliopsida; Solanales; Convolvulaceae
Source: the annotation of a GenBank genome assembly
AAAUCAAUGCAUAAGAUCUUGUAACCUAUAUUCAUAUGAGAGCUGCGUAUCACUUUCUAAUAAUAAUAUAGGCUAGAAGGAAACUGACGUUAAUAAUAAUAAUGCCCGGAGAUUCUUAACGAACGGCUAGAGCCAUCAACGAGCUAUAUAAAUAGCAGACCUGCGUUUUUCCUCUCAUUCACAAAGUAGCAGCGAUAGAUAUAUAUAUACACACAUAUACGUACGUCUAUAUAUAUACCAAAACUUGACCCUGCAAUAUACCCAAAAACUAAAGCUGAAAAACACUUCCAAACGCUGCCCUCCGUGAGACGAACCCAACGGUGAAAGAACCGUUGAAAACGAACGUCGGAGUAGGGAGAACAAGUUUGCCGGAGUUUCGGCGGGCUAACCUUCUCGACAAAAAACGGAGAAGACGAAGGACCUGCCGCCGCCGCCAGUCCAUUUCUGACCUUCGCCGGAGUCCACUGCCACCGCCGCUCCAACCGUUGGUCUUCGGAAAGGUGAAUAUUUAGAGGCCUGAAUAGAAGAAGAGAGAUAGGAGCAUCGGAUUAGAGACACCAUGCCACCAAGAAGGGACCCGAAUGCUGUGCCCACCAACGCGGAAUUGGCUCAGACCGUGCACCUACUGAGUCAACUCACUCAUACUAUUGCAACUACGGUACUCCAAAACAACCAGCCGCGUAACAACGGCAAUGACAUGGAAACCCGGGUAGCGGCGCGAAAUCCACCGAGUUUCCUAGGGCAAGAAGAUCCAACCAUUCUCGAGAAUUGGAUACGCACCUUCGACAAGCUAUUUGAUACAAUCAAUUGCCCAGAAGAGCAACGAAUUGGCAUCGCUGUUUAUUAUCUGCACGAAGAGGCAGAUAGAUGGUGGGUUAAUGUGGGACCAGGAUUGCGUGCCCAACCAGAUUUCACCUGGGAACGGUUUAAGCGUACACUGCGGAAAAGAUUUUACCCGCCACACGUGCAGGCGGAAAAUUACGACAAAUUCCUGCAUCUGAAGCAAGGGGAGAUGACGGUGCAAGACUAUCACUCUCAAUUCGUCUCGCUAGCAGAGUUUGCGUCAUCACUAGUGCCCGAUGAGGAAAGCAAGGUUGAGAAGUUCAUCCGGGGACUCAAUUAUGACACUCAGAAGGCUUUGAGUGUGCAAGAAUGCCAAACCCUGGAUGAUACCUAUUAUAGGGCUGCCAAACACUAUCGGGUGAUUCAACUUCAAAGAGAAACCCACAAGAAAAUUCGGAGGAACGAAGAGGAGGAGAGACAAAGGGAAAAGCGGGUCAAGGUUCAUCACUAUGAGCCGACACACAAUCGCCCAAGGGAUGAGAGGAAAUUCCAGGGGCAUGAUCAGAGGCGUGACCGUCGAAGUGGAGCAGAGGGGAGGCGUUUCAACUGUACAAAAUGCAAUAGAGACCACCCAGGGGUGGAUUGUGCCGGCAACCGGGUCAAAUGCUACACAUGUGGCAAAAUGGGCCACCGUGCAUUCGAAUGCUGGGAUAACGUAGGGAGAGGACCACAGAACCAGGGCCUUAAUCACAGAGGCGGCAAUCGAGGCGGAACUCAAGGUGAAAAUAGGCCAAGAGCUGAGAACCGGGGCAACCACAACCCGGGAAAUCGUGCUGGAGGCGGUGAUCGGGGCCAAAAUCGGAAUCAGGGAGGAGGCAACAACAAAAAUGCUCCCAAUCAGGGUCGGAUUUAUGUAAUGAAUCAGGCCCAGGCCCGCGCACACGAUGUGGUGGCAGAUGGUGUGAUAUCCGAAGAUUGAUGCCUUGAGAGCGCUCCUAGAAGACUUUUAGAGUAGCCUCGUUUAGAAUAAACUUUGUUAGAUUUCAUUAUCUC